Messenger RNA from Anopheles marshallii, 2568 nucleotides. It is a transcript of the gene RnrL, whose product is annotated as ribonucleoside-diphosphate reductase large subunit. Gene Ontology annotation, molecular function: ribonucleoside-diphosphate reductase activity, thioredoxin disulfide as acceptor; ATP binding. Bases 1 to 2568 code for a protein of 855 amino acids. The record is from RefSeq and is a predicted model, not a curated record. Gene Ontology annotation, cellular component: ribonucleoside-diphosphate reductase complex. The transcript is spliced from 4 exons. Gene Ontology annotation, biological process: DNA replication; deoxyribonucleotide biosynthetic process. NCBI's taxonomy places the organism in Eukaryota, Metazoa, Arthropoda, Insecta, Diptera, Culicidae.
AUGGUUCUUAAACCGAACAAGAUGUAUGUCUUCAAGCGAGAUGGCCGGAAGGAGGAAGUACACUUUGACAAAAUUACUUCGAGAAUUCAGAAGCUUUGCUAUGGGCUGAACAUGGAUUUCGUCGAUCCGGUUGCCAUAACGCUGAAGGUAAUCAACGGGCUCUACUCGGGUGUAACGACACAGGAGCUCGACAAUCUGGCUGCUGAGACGGCUGCCACCUUGACGACCGAUCAUGCUGAUUAUGCGAUCUUGGCGGCACGGCUAGCCGUUUCCAAUCUGCACAAAGAAACGAAAAAGCAAUUCUCUGAGGUUAUGCACGAUUUGUACAUGAUGGAGAAUGAAUUCCUAAAAACGAAGUCCCCCAUGAUUUCCGACUUUCACUAUAAGGUGAUAAUGGAUAAUGCAGACCGGCUGAAUUCGGCUAUCAUUUACGAUCGCGACUUUGGAUACAACUAUUUCGGGUUCAAAACUCUCGAGCGGUCUUAUUUGUUAAAGAUCAAGGGUAAGAUCGUUGAGCGACCGCAGCAUAUGUUGAUGCGCGUUGCGAUCGGUAUCCACGGCGAGCACAUCGACGCAGCGAUCGAGACUUACAAUCUGCUUUCGGAGCGUUACUUCACCCAUGCCUCACCGACCAUGUUUGCGGCGGCCACGCAGCGUCCGCAGUUGUCAUCCUGCUUUUUGCUUACCAUGUCGGACGAUAGUAUUGAGGGUAUCUACGAUACACUGAAGCAGUGCGCACUGAUAUCUAAAUCUGCUGGCGGAAUUGGGCUGAACGUGCACUGUAUUCGCGCGAAGGGAACAUACAUCUCUGGCACGAAUGGGAUCUCGAACGGGUUGGUGCCGAUGUUGCGCGUGUACAACAAUACGGCGCGAUAUGUGGACCAGGGUGGCAACAAACGGCCAGGAGCGUUUGCCAUCUACCUCGAACCAUGGCAUGGUGAUGUAUUCGAGUUUCUGGAUCUCAAGAAAAACACCGGCAAGGAAGAGGUACGUGCACGCGACAUGUUCUACGCUCUUUGGAUUCCGGAUCUAUUCAUGAAGCGGGUAGAGGCGAACGAAAUGUGGAGUCUAAUGUGCCCACACGAUUGUCCCAGAUUGGCUGAAACAUGGGGUGAAGAGUUCGAGGCACUGUACACUGGCUACGAGAAGGAGGGUCGCUUUAUUCGUCAGGUGAAGGCACAGGAUUUAUGGUUCGCGAUCAUUGAAUCGCAGGUAGAAACGGGCGUCCCGUAUAUGCUGUACAAGGAUGCAUGCAAUCGCAAAAGCAAUCAGCAGAACGUUGGCACCAUCAAGUGUUCAAACUUGUGCACCGAGAUUGUGGAGUACUCGUCGAAAGACGAAAUAGCGGUUUGCAAUCUGGCCUCGAUCGCACUGAACAUGUUCGUGAAGGCAGACAGGACGUACGAUUUUACGAAGCUGAAGGAGGUCGCCAAGAUAGUCACGCGCAAUCUGAACAAAAUCAUCGACAUAAACUUCUAUCCGGUGCCGGAAGCAAAGCGCUCCAACAUGCGCCACAGGCCGAUUGGUAUCGGUGUGCAGGGUAUGGCCGAUGCAUUCAUUUUGAUGCGCUAUCCCUACGAAAGCGAAAAUGCCCAAAAGUUGAAUCAGCAAAUAUUUGAAACCAUCUACUAUGGAGCGCUGGAAGCUAGUUGCGAAUUGGCAGAACGGGAUGGACCGUACGAGACUUACGAGGGUUGUCCCGUGAGCAAGGGCGUGUUGCAGUACGAAAUGUGGAACAAGGAACCGACGGACCUUUGGAACUGGACAGAAUUGAAAGAGAAGAUUGCAAAGCACGGUAUUCGUAAUUCGCUAUUGUUGGCUCCGAUGCCGACGGCUUCGACGGCGCAAAUAUUGGGCAACAAUGAGUCGUUCGAACCGUACACGUCCAACGUUUAUAACCGUCGUGUGCUAUCGGGCGAGUUCCAGGUGGUAAACCAUCACCUGCUGCAGGAUCUGACGGCGAUGGGUUUGUGGGAUUUGGACAUGAAGAACGAAAUCUUGUCCAAAAAUGGAUCGAUUCAAAGCAUUGAAUCAAUCCCACAAGAAAUCCGAGACCUGUACAAAACGGUAUGGGAAAUCUCCGUGAAAACGUGCAUUAAAAUGGCUGCCGAUCGAGGAGCGUUUAUCGAUCAGUCACAAUCGUUCAACAUUCACGUGGCCGAGCCAAACUAUGGUAAGCUGACGUCGAUCCAUUUCUACGCCUGGAGGAUGGGACUGAAAACCGGCAUGUACUAUCUGCGCACCAAACCGGCCGUUAACGCAAUCCAGUUUACAGUGGACAAAACCAAACUACAAAACGCCAAUGAGACAAAUAUCAGUCGCAUGUCGAACGGAGUUGAAGGCACACCACAACGAAACAGUCAGAUGCGUUAUUCAAUGAUGAACGGAAGCACCAGCACACCAACACGCAACGAGCAGCAGCACCACGAGUCCAAUGGUUUAAUGGACCAGCAGCAACAACAGGAUCAACCCCAGACAAACGGCUCGUUUGCGGAAAGAAAUCGGCGAAUGGCGGAAAUGGUUUGCUCGUUGGAAAACAAAGAUGAGUGCAUGAUGUGUGGAUCGUAG